This is a messenger RNA of Owenia fusiformis, 3789 nucleotides long. The record is from the annotation of a GenBank genome assembly. NCBI's taxonomy places the organism in Eukaryota, Metazoa, Annelida, Polychaeta, Sabellida, Oweniidae.
CAAAAACAUAUCCGGUUUCCAGUCUAUUUUCAUUGGCGCCAUUUUGAAAUUUGAAAGACCUUACUAGAAAAUGAAACGCAAAUCGAAUGGUCAAGAUGCUGGACCAUCUGGUUCCAAGAAAGCUAAACCUGAGCUUCAAUCUGAUAGUGAAGAUGAUGACAACAACCUGUCACAAAGUAGUGACAUUGUCAGCACAACGAAGCAAAACGAGGCUGAGUAUGGGAUAGUAGAGAAUAUAUCUCUGAAGAAUUUCAUGUGUCACACAAAGCUGGAUUUCACGUUUGGUCCGCAAGUGAACUUUGUCAUUGGAAGAAAUGGAAGUGGGAAGAGUGCAAUUCUCUCAGGAUUAGUUGUUGGCCUUGGUGCCAAAUCAUCAGCAACCAACAGAGGCUCAUCCAUCAAGAACUUCAUCAAGAAUGGCAAAUCAUCAGCACAAGUGAGAGUGACACUGAGAAACCAUAAAGGGCCAGAUGCCUACAAACAUGAGGCCUAUGGAGACUCCAUUAUUGUAGAGCGGACAAUACAAGCAAGUGGCGGGAGCAGUUACAGUCUUAAAUCUAAGUCAGGCAAAGAGGUGUCCAAGAAACGAGAGGAGUUGACAAGGAUUCUUGAUCAAUUCAAUAUUCAAGUAGAGAAUCCUGUAGCCAUUUUAAACCAGGACACAAGUAGAAACUUCCUCAACUCAAAAUCCCCAAAUGACAAGUAUAAGUUUUUCCUACGUGCCACUCAGCUAGAACAGAUGAAGUAUGACUAUGCCAGUGCCAACGAACUUAAAAGUAUAUCCCAGAAUAUAGUUGAGUCCAAGAAGAAGUCCUUGCCUCAGCUGGAGGAUGAACUGAGCAAAUGCAAGGAGAGAUACGACGCCUGUGAAGCUCUUACUGGAAUGAAGAAGAAAAUUGAGGGACUGCACAAUCAAUUGGCUUGGGCUAUGGUGAAUGAGAAGCGAGAGGUCCGAGAUAUCAAAGAGAAAGAGCACAAGACUGCAGAAGCAAGACUGCCAAAGUUUGUGGCUGCAGUCCAGAAAGCACAGGAAGUUGUUGAUGAACAUAGCACAUGCUACAAAGAAAUAACUGAACAGCUUCAGGCAAUCAGUGGAGAAGUUACGGAGUAUAAACCGGAGCAUGAUAGAGCAAAUGCUGAGCUGAAGGAAGCUAAGAAAGCUUGCCAGGCAGUCAAUUACGAACCAAAAAAGCUGCAAAGUAAAAUCACAACUGUUGGGCGGGAUCUACAGGAAACUCUUGAUAGAAUCCACACCCUUCAAUCAAGUGUCAGUGAUAUCAACACCGAGAAGGCAGUAAGGGAGAGAAAGAUCGAAGAACUAACGGGACAGAUGGCAAUACUGGAAGCUCAGAAAUCCACAAAGGAACAUGAAGUCAGACAAUAUCUUGGGGCAAUUACCAGAUAUAAAGAGGAAUCUUAUGGCAAAAAACGCCAGGAGCGAGACCUGCAGAAUAAUAUAGAACAAAAGAAGCGAUUCUUGAAGGACCUUGAGGCUUCUAGUAAAGACAGAUUGAAGAGAUUUGGAACCUGGAUGCCAGACUUGCAGAAUCUUAUAAACCAGGCACACCAACAGGGCAGAUUUCACAAGAAGCCAAUUGGUCCAUUGGGUGCUUGUAUGCAAUUGAGGAACCAAGACUAUGCACUGGCAAUAGAGUGCUGCUUAAAAAACCUUAUGAAGUCCUUCUGUGUACAUGAUCACCAUGAUAACCAAGUCCUUGAAGGAAUAUUCAAGCGUGCUUGCCCACCAGGACAGACACCAACUACCAUUGUAGGGGCAUUUAAACAGAAUGUCUAUGACGUCUCACAAAAUCGAGCCCGUCAUGAUCAGUACGAUACGGUGCUAGAUGUCCUAGAGAUAGAGGACCCUGUCAUCAUUAACACACUCAUUGAUCAACGUACCAUUGAGUGUGUGAUGAUCAUACCCAGCAGUGAGAUUGCUAGGAAAACAAUGAUGUACAAUCCCCCACACAACUGCAAGGAGGUAUUUACCAUAGAAGGAGAUCAAGUCCUCUCCAAACCUUCAUUCCGUUACUACUCCUCCGAUCAGAAAAAUUCAAAAUACUUAAAAGCCAGUGUGGAAGAUGAAAUCAGAGAAACAAAGCAAGAAUUGGAAGUUAACACUCAGGAGAUGAAGCAGCUUAACCAAGAAAACAGAAAUCUGACAGUUCAGAUGAAUAACCAAGAAAAGGAAAAACGACGUAGUGAGACAGAAAUUAUGAAAAUCAGGGACCAGCUGCAGAAAAUUCAAGCAGAGAAAGAAGAGCUUGAGUUGCAAGAAGACCCAGAGCCAGAAGAUGUUUUUGUGCUGCAAGAGGAUGUAGCUAGAUACAAGAAUAAAAUGGCAGAGCUUCAGGAACUACUGGAAGCUGCAAAUGAGAGGAAGCUCGCCACAGACAAAGUGCGCAGAGAAGCAGAGCAACGUUUUCAAGCAAUAAAUGAUAAGAUCACUGAGAUCCACACAAAAGUUGAAAAACUAAAGGAAGACCAUGAUACUGCUAGUGCUAACAAAGAGAAGGCUAAACAUGAUAAGAAGCAUUAUGAAGGCAAGCUGAAGGAGCAUCAGGCCAAGAUCAAAGAUUGUCUUGCCGAGUAUGAUGCCCACAAGAAACACGUAGAGGAGAGUGAGGCAAAGGCUAGGCAGGUCAGUGAAGAGGUGAGGGUUAAGCGUAAACCACAGAAUAUACAGAGUGAGAUUAGUCAGAUAGAGAGAAGGAUUGCUUUGGAGGAGAGAAGCAAAGGAAGCUAUGAUGAAAUAACAAGAGCGUACCAUGAGAAGAAACAGUCGUUAGAACGGAUUAGGCUUGAAGUGGAGCAACAGGAAAAUUUCCUAAAGAAGCUUGACAAAUUGAUGAUGAACAGAAAGGCGCAUUACAAUGAGUUUCGCCAGUUUAUUGCACUUAGAACUAAAUAUAGCUUCAACCAGUAUCUCCAAGAACGUGAAUUCGCUGGAAAAUUACGCUUUGAUCAUCGUAAAGAGAUGAUAGUAAUGCAUGUACAGCCUGCAUCGAGGGCAGGAGAACAACAACGAGCGCUCUCUGAGGUAAAAGACACCAAGGAACUGUCUGGAGGAGAAAGGAGUUUCUCUACAGUGUGUUUUAUGUUGAGUCUCUGGCAGGCUAUGGAGUCUCCAUUCAGGUGUCUUGACGAGUUUGACGUUUUCAUGGAUGCAAUUAACAGACAGAUCUCUAUGAAUAUGAUGUUGGGAAUGGCAAAACAGAACUUGGAUAAACAGUUUAUCUUUCUCACCCCUCAGGACAUGAGUAAGUUAAAAGUAUGUCCAGAGCUAAGGAUAUUCAGGAUGCCAGAUCCAGAUAGAGGAAGUGGGACUCUCAACUUCAGACCUAUCACUGAGACAGCAAACAAUGACGAGGAUGAGGAGCAAUGAAGAGGAGGAGUAAUGGAGAGGAGGAGCAAGAGAGAGGAGUAACAAUUGGGAGAAGGAGCAAUGAGGGGAAUGAAGAACUGUAAAGAGGAGCAAUGUAGAGGAGCAAUGAGGAGGAGGAGUGGUAACACUAUUCAAAGAAAGUGAGAAACAAAAAGGAGCUCACCCUGUAUAAUCCUGAUAUAGAUUCUUAAAGCACCAGUUAUAUAGAAUUACAGUGGAUACAAUAUACAAGUAUCCAUCCAUGUCUCUAUGUACUGGAGAAACUUGAACUAGUCUUGCCAAAAGUGACAGGUACAGGAGUAAUGGGAAUAUUGCAGGAGUUCAGUAUUAAACACAGUGUGUAUAUUUUUGGGAUUAUGAGCAUUGUCAAGAGCUGUACAUCUCUAAUUGGAUUCCCUCAGAUU